CUCCACCGCAUCGCACGAAAAGCACCGACCUUUUUUUCAGCCGAGACACGAUGAUCCACCGCCAUUAGCAGCGGCGGGGGAAGUGGCGACCGAUCUUCCGUGGCCAGCGCGCGCGCGCUCGCUCUCGCCGGAUCGGGCCGGAAAAAUGGCGCGCGCGGUCUCCCUGUCGGCGCUCUGUCUCCUCCUCGCCGCCGCCGCCGCCGCCGGAGCUCGAGUGGACCCGAUUUAUUCUGGCAAACUGGUGCUGGACUGGAGCAAGGAACCCAAGUUUAAACUGCAGAAUUUCUCCCUGAAUCGAGAGGACAAUCUUCAGCUCCUAAGCAGGUCACGAGAUGUCACUCGCAGGAAAUUGGGGGAGAGGACCGGUGUAAUAAAGAUGGAAACAGUACAGCAGGAUGAUGAAGCCCUAGUUAAACUUGAGAAUGCAGGUUUUGAGCGUUCGAAAGCAGUUGAUUCUGCUGUGCUGGGAAAAUAUAGUCUAUGGAGACGCGAAAAUGAAAACGAGAAGGCGGAUGCAAAUGUUCGUCUGAUGCGGGACCAAAUGAUCAUGGCCAGAAUAUAUUCCGUGCUCGCCAAAUCCAGGGACAAGCUCGAUCUUUAUCGGGAGCUACUCGCCAGGAUCAAGGAAAGCCAGCGCUCCCUUGGGGAAGCUACUGCUGAUGCUGAUCUCCCUAAGAGUGCUUCUGAGAGAGCAAAAGCAAUGGGUCAAGUUUUAUCAAAAGCAAGGGAUCAAUUGUAUGAUUGCAAGGAAAUUACCCACCGUUUAAGAUCGAUGCUUCAGUCAGCUGAUGAGCAGGUCCGGAGCUUAAAGAAGCAGAGCACCUUCCUCAGUCAGUUGGCAGCUAAGACAAUACCGAAUGGCAUACAUUGCUUGUCCAUGCGCUUAACAAUAGACUAUUACCUUCUCUCUCCAGAGAAAAGAAAGUUCCCUAAUAGCGAGAAUUUGGAAGAUCCUGACCUUUAUCACUAUGCUCUUUUUUCGGACAAUGUUCUGGCAGCAUCAGUUGUGGUUAACUCAACCAUCGUGAACGCAAAGGAGCCUGAGAAGCAUGUCUUUCAUCUUGUUACUGACAAACUGAACUUUGGGGCAAUGAACAUGUGGUUCUUGUUGAAUCCACCUGGGGAUGCCACAAUCCAUGUUGAAAAUGUGGAUGACUUCAAAUGGUUGAACUCUUCGUACUGCCCUGUUUUGAAGCAGCUCGAGUCUGCAGCCAUGAAAGAGUACUACUUUAAGGCAGAUCGUCAAAAAACUCUCUCUGCUGGGUCCUCUAAUCUGAAGUACCGAAACCCAAAAUAUCUGUCCAUGCUCAACCAUCUAAGAUUUUACCUGCCGCAAGUCUAUCCUAAGUUGAAUAAAAUCCUUUUCCUCGAUGAUGACAUUGUGGUCCAGAAGGACUUGACUGGACUGUGGGAGGUUGAUCUUAAUGGGAAUGUAAAUGGUGCUGUGGAAACAUGUGGGGAGAGUUUCCACCGAUUUGACAAGUACCUCAAUUUCUCAAACCCAAAUAUUUCGCAGAAUUUUGAUCCUAAUGCAUGUGGUUGGGCUUAUGGAAUGAAUAUAUUUGAUCUGGAGGAAUGGAAGAAGAAGGACAUUACUGGAAUUUACCAUAAGUGGCAGAACAUGAAUGAAAACAGGCUGCUGUGGAAACUGGGGACGCUCCCGCCAGGCCUGAUGACUUUCUACAAGCUGACGCACCCCCUGGACAAAUCAUGGCAUGUGCUUGGGCUAGGGUACAACCCGACGGUCGAGCACGCGGAGAUCGACACCGCCGCCGUCAUCCACUACAACGGGAACAUGAAGCCGUGGCUGGAGAUUGCGAUGACCAAGUACCGGCCUUACUGGACGCAGUACAUCAACUACGAGCAUUCCUAUGUCCGGGGCUGCAAGAUCAGUCAAUAGGUAGUAGCUAGAGAAGCACUCGCUUCGACAGGACUAAGAAAGGAAGUGUUUCCCUGUUGCUAGUACAGUUAUAGCGCAUGUUCUUCGUUUGUGUUAUUAGAUUUGGUUUGGCUGGUAUCUUUUCUGCUGUAUGUAGAUUCCUCGCUCAAUUUGUUGUGCUGCGUCGACUAGUCCGCUGCGGCAUGAUGUUAAUGUUACUCUCCUGAAAAGAAUGGUGAACUUGGUGACACAUGUGAGGAAUAUCAAUAGCAUUGCCCACAACUGUGCUCACCAGGUUCUCAAUUCAAGAAUAGAACCUGUUUUUAGUUGUACAAAUUCAGCUCAUUCCCCUUGUCCUUCUA
Triticum dicoccoides is the source of this 2241-nucleotide messenger RNA. Its product is annotated as polygalacturonate 4-alpha-galacturonosyltransferase-like. Lineage: Eukaryota; Viridiplantae; Streptophyta; Magnoliopsida; Poales; Poaceae. The coding region runs from base 146 to 1900 and encodes 584 amino acids. The transcript has 8 exons. The record is from RefSeq and is a predicted model, not a curated record. Gene Ontology annotation, molecular function: polygalacturonate 4-alpha-galacturonosyltransferase activity.